Aedes aegypti (yellow fever mosquito) is the source of this 3825-nucleotide messenger RNA. RefSeq names its product neurotrypsin. Gene Ontology annotation, molecular function: chitin binding; protein binding; serine-type endopeptidase activity. Bases 186 to 3671 code for a protein of 1161 amino acids. Lineage: Eukaryota; Metazoa; Arthropoda; Insecta; Diptera; Culicidae. Gene Ontology annotation, biological process: proteolysis. Gene Ontology annotation, cellular component: extracellular region; membrane. The transcript is spliced from 5 exons. The record is from RefSeq and is a predicted model, not a curated record.
CCGAGACUCCCGUAUCAAUCAAUGUGUUUUGCGAAUCCGACCGGAGUGGACGUUUCGUUUCAGUUUCGCUCGGGAAAGUAGUGAAAAUUUAAAGGACCGCGCGCGUUGGGAAUCUUUACUCGGUGUUCGGCAUUGGGACGUUUACCAAGACACGUGUUCUUCCGAGGACACUCUGGAAAGGAAUCAUGGCGGUCCAGAAACUGCGGAUAAUCUGGAUACUGGUGGCGAUCGCCAUCGAACAGACGUGUGGUAUUUACGAUCCACGAACCAACUCUGGUCCAAACAUGAACAUGAUGCCCCAAAUUCAUGGCGAUUACAGUAAGGUCCAUACGCACAAGUCACGAGCGUACGAACCAAAUUACGCACGAAGUGAUCACAAUCUACACUACCAUUCAUCCGCUUCCAAUCAACAGCCCGUUUUUGCACCAGUAGCAACGACAACUGCCAAAAUAGAACCCUUAUAUCAAAAGCAACGAGCCGAGAAGUUACAGUCAUCCUAUACCGGUUACGGCAACGAAAAUGCAAUCCUAGAUGCUAGUAAUCCUAAACUAAAUAACGGGCAAAGGGCUGAAAAUGUCGACAGCUUCACUGGACUGCAGUGCCCUCCACACCAGUCAGGGCAGUUCGUGUACAUUAUGGAUUGCCGACAAUAUCUCAACUGUUGGAAAGGUCGGGGCUACAUACAGAGCUGCGCACCAGGAACGUUGUUCAACCCGGACACGAGACAGUGUGAUCAGCCUUCUAAAGUUAACUGCAUUACGUCCAGCACUAUGGAAGGCUACAGCUUGGCCAGACUUAGGAAACCGAAAAGUUCCCAGUCGGCGUCCUACGUUCAGGAAGAUUAUGACGAUCGUGGGUACGGGCAGCCAACCGGCAUUCUUGAAGUGCGAUGUCCACCGGAUGUUAUAGGUCUGAAAGCACAUCCCACGGACUGUAGAAAAUUUUUGAACUGUAAUAACGGUGCCACAGUGGUACAAGAUUGUGGACCUGGAACAGCAUUCAAUCCAGCUAUAUCGGUGUGUGACCACAUUUACAAAGUUGAUUGCAACAGAAAUGAAAACCUGAUUCACCAUGGUCCAACUCAACCAACCAAUCCUGAUGCGGAAGAAAUCGAUGUUGAAACUGUUACCUAUGACAUCGAUGUACGCUUCCGGGAGGAUGACGAGCCAGAGGUGAGCUCCAUCCCAAGUAUUCUUCUCCAGCAACCAAGGCCAAUCUAUCAGCGUCCAGCGCCCAGUGACUUACGACCAGUUUACGUAGCUCCUCCAACAACCCCCCCACCUACCACGACUCCAAAGAUGAACCAGGUCAAUGCAAGAUACAAUCCAACAUACUAUCAAUCAAAAGUCACUCCAAACCCACGAGAGUUGUCAGCUGGCUCAACGGAACUACCUCUUAGUGAAGCUCUGAAAAUGCUCCUGAAGCCAUAUAUGGGGAACAAGGACGUCGAAAUGAACAUGACCGGUCUGAACACCAAGAUGAGCUCUACAACCCCAGCCAGUCAAGCAGCAGACCUUAACGUUUUGGGCCUAAAUCACAGUCCAAAACCAUCCAAUAAAACUUCCGCUUAUAUUGCAUCUCCAUACGAAAUCAACUCCCAGCUUGGUGGUUAUCAAUCAGUGGUCUACGGUAUGCCAACCUACAGACCUCCAGCACCGUUCCAUCCCUCAUUCAACCAUCAGAACUUUAACCGUCAACACGCUUCGUCACCAUUUGUUCCUCAGCAGCAUCAGCAGAAGCAACAACCCCCACAAUUCUAUCCCGUCUUCCGGCCACGUUCCACCACACCCACCCCGGCCAUUAGCAGUCGAUUUGGCGAAGGCUCCUCUCAGUGGCGUCCAAUGGCUACGGUUACGACAACUCAACGCCCAACGACAACCGCGGAUCCUUGCGAGGGAAAAUUCCUUUGCGGCAACGGAAGAUGUAUCGAUCAGGCCAAGGUCUGCAAUGGUAAAAACGACUGCGCAAAUCGUGCCGACGAAGGCAACUGUACUCAUCUUGGAUACGAAGUUCGUCUAUCGAACAAACACCACGGACGAGUCGAGGUAAAGAUCAAGGACAAGUGGGGCUACGUCUGCGACGAUAACUUCAGCUUGGAAGCCGCUAACGUGCUUUGUCGGGAGCUCGGUUAUGAGACUGGAGCCUUGGAGCUGAAACCUCACUCGCAUUAUCCACCCAACGCUGCCUUGAUGAAGGACGGUAACCCAGUGUUCAUCAUGGACGAAGUUCGGUGCAGCGGGAACGAGACUUCGCUUAGGGAAUGUGACUUUGCCGGGUGGGGUGUUCACGAUUGUAACGGCGAGGAAGUUCUGGGUGUGGUUUGCAAGACUCCGAAGAUGACCUGCCCGUUAGAUUACUGGCUGUGCGAUACGUCGGCGGAAUGCGUUCCCGUGGGUUUCCUGUGCGACAACGUCAACGACUGCGCCGAUGGAUCAGACGAAAGCAUAGCACAUUGCAAUGCUCCAUUGGAGAUGAGACUAGUGGAUGGACCAACAAUACAGGAAGGUCGCGUCGAAGUAAAAUACCGCGGAAUCUGGGGAACAAUUUGCGAUGACGACUUCGGUAUCCACGAGGCGCGCGUAGUCUGCCGUCAGCUAGGGUUCAACGGUACGGCAGAAGUGCGAAAGAACAAGUACAAACAGGGUACGGGUCAGAUUUGGUUGGAUCAGGUGGCUUGUAAUGGUAACGAAACAUCGGUUGACGAUUGCAUCCACUGGCACUGGGGGGAGCACAACUGUGGCCAUGGUGAAGAUGUGGGAGUGAGGUGUGGGCUGACGCAAUCUCCAAGACCAACAUUGGCACAGCUUCGGGCAGCGUCCAAGUCAUUCAAGUUUGAUUUCGUCGAGAAGUCUAGUAAAAUCUAUCCGGAUAGCUGCGGGCAGCUGCUGAUCGAUCCAGGACUUACGAAACCGACAUACGGUGCCCGAGUCGUUCACGGUGGUGAAACAGUUUAUGGCCAUCAUCCGUGGCAGGCGGCAUUAAGAGCAAAGAAACAGGGAAAAUCGGUGCACUGGUGUGGAGCCGUAUUGAUUUCCAAAUAUCACAUUUUGACGGCAGCGCAUUGUUUGGUCGGUUACACUAAGGGAACAUACAUGGUCCGUAUCGGUGAUCACAAUACGGAGGCGUUGGAGCAAGCUGAGAUCGAUAUUUUCAUAGAAGAUUAUUUCAUUCACGAGCAAUUCCGGGUGGGACAUCACAUGAACAACGACAUUGCCCUAGUGCUUUUGAAGACACCGAUCCGGUUCAGCGAGUAUGUCCAACCGGUUUGUCUUCCGACGAAGAAUCAACCGUAUCAGGAGGGAAUGAAUUGCACCAUUUCCGGAUGGGGUUCGUCGCAGUUCGGUUCGAAAGUACACUCCCUGGAGCUUCGAGCAGCCAAGGUUCCUCUGCUUUCGGAAGCCACAUGCAGCCAACCGGAAGUGUAUGGUGUCAACAUAACCGAGGGAAUGUUCUGCGCCGGUAAGCUGGACGGCGGCGUGGACGCUUGCGAGGGCGACUCCGGUGGACCGUUGGUGUGCGCCAGUAGCCGUGGUCACACACUUUACGGACUCAUUUCCUGGGGUAUGCAUUGCGGCUACGCGAACAAACCGGGAGUCUACGUCAAGGUGUCUCACUAUCUGGAUUGGAUCGAUCAAAAGCUGAAGCAAUCGCUACACUUGUACGGAGUGUAGUCGCCGAGUGCCUUCAUCUUAACGCCCAUACCAAAGUGAAAUACUCAGACUUAGGGAGUACUCUAUAUAUAGAAUUAAAAAUCCACACGCAGAAUGUUACCGUUUUACAAGAAUAAAAUAACUUUUUUUUACUAUUUUACACACAAUUCAAUAA